Messenger RNA from Erpetoichthys calabaricus (reedfish), 9681 nucleotides. RefSeq names its product sterile alpha motif domain-containing protein 9-like. Lineage: Eukaryota; Metazoa; Chordata; Cladistia; Polypteriformes; Polypteridae. Gene Ontology annotation, molecular function: protein binding. The transcript is spliced from 4 exons. Gene Ontology annotation, cellular component: cytoplasm. The record is from RefSeq and is a predicted model, not a curated record. The coding region runs from base 507 to 5003 and encodes 1498 amino acids.
ACUGCGCUACCGUGCUGCCCGCCAAGUGCAAACCGUAAUAGCCUUGGAAAUGUGCUAAUCUCUUACCUGUCCAGCUUAUUUAAUCGGCUGUUAAGUUUAAUGCAGCUUUAAAAUACUUCGUUAAGAUUUAGAUACUUGUUGCUCGCUCCUUUUCCAUGUCAAUGGUGAACUGGAAUGGCCUCGGCACAAAGUUUAUAGAAAUCGUGACAACUGUGCGUCUCCAAUUGGCUGUUGCUUUUGUUUCCCAAUUUAACGCGCUCAUGAGACUAUCGGUUUCGUUUCUGCUUCCAUCUUAGAAAACAGGAGGAGCAAACGCGUAAAUCAGAAGCAGAAAACAAUUUGGUUUAUUACUGGGAUCAAUAAAACAAAUGACUGCGAUCCAGGAGAGGUGAGCGCUGCUCGGGCCUUUCGGAAAAGGGGACAAGUCUGAGAAGACGACCGCUACUUAGAUUUUGUAUUAUGAAUACUUCAACGUGGUCUUGAUUGGAAAUAAUAAUCUCUUUAGAAUGGAUGAAUACAAGAACCUGCCUGUGAAUCACUGGACAGAGGACCAUGUCAGAGCCUGGCUUGUAUCACUAGGACUCAAGGAGCAGUACAUCAAAAAACUCCAUGAAGAGGAGGUCACAGGGCCUGUACUCAAACAGCUACCCGACACUUACUUCAGGGACACCAUUGGCAUGAAGGGUGGACAACUAGUGCUGCUGCUGAGGGCAAGAAUGAGACUGCCGGGUGCAGACUUGAAAAAUGAAACAGCUGGUCACAGUGAGAAUCAGCUGACUGAACCAACAGUUGGCAGCCAGGUACUGACAGAACAGAUUAAGCCACGGCCGUUUGGUAAGGAGCCUGGUACCUUGACUUACAGAAAACAUGGGUGUCUGCCCCCAGAGACGGGCAUCAUUGACCUGAUAUCACCAUGCCGUGAGUUCAAAUCACUUGCAGAUGCUGUCAAGCUGGAUGAAGUUCGUCUACAGAGCAAAUUUGCCAAGGAGGUCAUCAGGUUUGCAUGUGGAUGCAUGAAUAUGCGCACCAAUGGCACGAUUCACUUUGGUGUCAUGGAUAACGUGAACAAUUCCACUUUUAAACACGGGGAAGUCAUUGGAAUUCCUGUAGAAGAUCAAAGUAUUUAUAUUGAAGCACUUAAAUAUAUUAAGAAUUGCUUUGAGGAAAAAAGUCAUGAGGCGGCACAUGCCUGUGUUCAGUCACCCCACUUUAUUAAGGUCUUUGACCAACAGGGUACUCUCAGCGGUUAUGUGGUUGAGGUAGACAUUGUUUCAUCCUUAUGCUUCCUGAAGGGAAACUACUAUGGGGUUCGUCUCCCAAAUUUUAAAGAAGAAUCAAACAAAGUGAUCUAUGACAAAGUCACGAUAUAUCAGCGGGUAGGUGCCAGUACUGAAUCAAUAGAUGGUCAAAAACUAAUUGAAUUUGGUAAACACAUACCGAAAAGAGAUCUGAUGAGGGAGGAAGCAGAAACACCUCCCCCUAGUAGCCCAGCAGAAAUCAGAGAAAAUUUAGCCAGGAAGCUCUCUAUGCUUUUAACUUGUGGAAGAAAUUACAUGGAUGACAACCUGCAGUACAUCCUGGUGACAAGCAAGUGGAAACCAGAGGAACUACAGCACUCCACCUUUCUGUUCAACAUGAACCUUCUGUGUGUCUUUGAUUUUGACGCAGACUCUGAAUCAUCAGGUCUGUGCCAUAAGUACCUCAGUUCCCAUGAAGCCAAUCUCUACUCCCUUCAAAAGUACAUGGAUGACACAAAGAACUGUCCAGACGAAUUCAUGAAAAGCAGGCAGCUUUUUGAAAAGACCAAUUGGAUCUUCUGCAAUGGGCGCAGAGGUUAUCUGGGUGGUGAAGAAGCCUGUGAUGAGAAGAUGUGGAUCAGAACCCAGACAAAGUACCUGAGGAAGGCCGUCUCCAUGCUCUGCAAUGAAACAGUCCUACCUAAGGGCUCAUGCUUGGUGCUUUUCCUUUUAAUGUCCCCCAUUGAGCAGGCAUUGUGCGAGACUUUUCACGACUUUUAUAUUGAAAUGAAUGACCAUGAGGAUAUCGUUUGCAUUUCAGAAUCAGAGGAGCAGUACAACAAGUUGUUCAGCUUUAUGCCAGCUUCCUACGAUGCCUCAGAAUUAAAGAACAACAGCAUUGUCGGGAUGAAGAUAAGUCAUGUUGACACCACCAUCCAGAGUUUGCAGCUUUCUUCAAUCAAACUGGAGAGGCAUCUACUGCUCUAUAGCGGUGGACAUUGUACUCUCAAAACUACAGAUGAAGACAAGCUACUCUCUUUGGAGGUGCUAAGUGAAAACCAAUGUGAGAACACCAAUUUAGUGUCGCUCAAUCAAGAGCAAAUCAGUGAAACUGAGAGAAAUUUUUAUCAUGGGAGCAAAGUGGCCUGGAUCAACUUUUGGUUGGCUGAGACAAAGCAAUGUGGAGAUAUUCCUGAGCGGGACUCACUCGAAGAGGUUCAAACAAUGGUGCUGGAAUGUUUGCAACAAAGUGCAAGGUGGGACUCUGUUGCCAUCAUAAAUAUCUGUCACCAUCCUGGCAGUGGAGGCAGUACAGUGGCUCGGCAGGUCCUGUGGAGCUUCAGGAAGAGGCUAAGGUGUGCAGUAGUCAAAACGUCCUGCCCUGCCGUGAACGUGUGUGAACAUGCAAUAAGCCUCCGUGAAUAUGAAGAGAAAGAUCGAAACUGCUGCCUGCCAGUGCUGCUACUUGUCGAGGACACUGAAGAAGAGUACCUGGAUGAUCUAAAGCAAGAAUUGGAGAAAGCUAUUGAUGCCAUUAAAGUCAGCCCACCAGCACUGUGUUUCAUCCUGUUAAGCUGCAACCGUUCUUAUGAACCAGAGAAGAUGUGUCGAGCCCUACCACUGCAGACAGUAGCCAUCACACACAGACUGACGGAGAAGGAGAAGUUACUGUUUGCCAAAAAACUUGAGAACCUUAGGAAGAAAUAUAAUCCUGAUCUGAUGCUGACCUUUGUGUUGAUGGCAAAUGAAUUUGAUCCAGAGUACCAGAGGGAGUUUGUGUCCAAAAUCCUGCAAGACUUGGAUCGUAACAGCCGUGCUACCCUGCUGUUAAAGUACAUUGCUCUGCUGAGUGGCUAUGUCCAAAAUUCCUAUGUCUCACUCUCUCGGUGUCUGGCUUUCCUUGCACCACAAGCCACCACUGGUCGCUUCAUUCAUUUGUUCUUCCAGAGGCUGCUAAGUGAACAGGCCAAGUUUCUACUCAUUCAUCUGAAAGACAGUAGGACAGGUAGCCUUGCUGUACGCAUAAUUCACCCAUUGGUUGCAAAGGAGAUUCUCUCUCAGCUAUUGAUUGAUGAGAAACAGAGCGAUAUUGCUAUAGGGCUUCUACAGGAUGAACAGCUGCUAAAAGACAUAGAAGUACCAAGAACAUUUUUUCGGUUUCUUAGAGACUUGCUGAUGAAACGCUGUAAAAAAGUGUGGGGUGAUGAAUUGGAUACAUUGUUCUCCCCCUUUAUUGAACAUGUGCUCAAAAUUGAGGAGAAUUAUGAACAGGCCACACGUCUACUUGAACUUGGCUAUGAGUUGGUUGCCCCAGAUGGCUACUUUGCCCAGCAGGUUGCCAGGGUUCACUACACCUAUAAGAACUUUAAGGAGGCAAGAGAGUGGACCACAAAAGCAAAGUUCCAGUUACCCCACAACUCCUACAUCCUGGACACAGAGGGUCAAGUGUUCCGCAGAUGGUUCAGUGAGCAGCGUGCCAAAGUGCAGAAGAAUCCUACAGCAGAAGAGGUUUGUGAACUCAUUGACAUUGCACUGAAAGCCAUGAGCUGUUUCCGGGAGUCUCAGGAAGUGGCCGGUCGCCAGACAGAGUGGUGCAUGAACAGUGCAGGCUACUUCAGUGAGGUGAACAUCGGGAUGGAACUUCUGGAACUCCUUUCCACUGUUGACACCUUUGCAUAUGACAGUGGCCAUUCAGAACUACUAAAAUACCUGUGCACAGACUACAUCCCUGAAGAAAUAAAGUACCCCUGGACCAGCUUCCAUAGUAACUUAAAAAAUGUGCGGAAUUGGAUUUACAGAGACCUGGAGUGGAUUUCAGAAGACUUGAGUUACUAUCGGGGCACCAAAGCACACGAAGGUGAGGAGUCAACUAGGAGCAGUUACCAUGGCUGUGACUGGCUGGCCACCAAAACCACCAAAUGCAUAAAGUUCUUCCAGGAAGUAUGGGACACCUCAUUAAAUAAGGGGACAACUCUGAGAGAUGCUGACAGUGGUGGUCUUCUCAGUAAGUGGACAAAAAUCUAUAAACUCCGUGGUGGAAAUGUAAACACAAUUCUUCAUCUUCUGAGCAAGAAAGACUCAGGGAGCAAACUUGAAAGAAUAAUUGAUUUGUAUCCUCCAAUAUCCUGCCUGACCACCUAUCAGCUGGUCAGUUACAUCCUGUGCCAGGUGGCCCUGGCCUGCUCUCUUCCCAGUUCUCCGAAACAGAAAACACUGCUGGAGCUGAGCCACAUGAUCUUCAAAGUUCCCAAAGAGCAAUUUUCACCUGGUACCUGUUUUGUCUCAUUGUUCCUCUUUUGGCCAGGACAGCAAUGUGAUAAAGAGUGGGCUGACAAAGCGGACAAGCUGCUGACGUUGGCCAGUGAGACCCUCAAGGAACGCUAUGACUCGAGAAAGAAAAACAUUCCUCAGAGACAGAAGCGAAUACAGAGCUAUUUCUUCUUGGGGAAUGGGGACGGUCUCAACAGAUUCGUUAACAGCAGCAAACUGAACAAAGAGACAGGUGGUGCACUGACAGAACAGAGUCUACGCUGGUCAGGCUACCAGGUCUGGGCCAAUCCACAAGUCCAGAAGCUACUCAGACCUGUGCAAGGCUGGACAGAAAGAGGCAAGCUAUACAUACAGGGCAACUCGGCUGGAAGAAAAAUCCGAGUGCCGGUGGUGCACCGUUCUUCUGCUGCAACUGAUGACAAAAAUGUCACCUUUUAUAUAGGAUUCUCUUUCUCUGGACCUGUGGCAUAUAAUAUUAGAACAACACCCAGUUGAUGGGCCUGUACUGUUCUGACCAGUGUGCACAUGAUGGAGUUUGAUCAAUUACUCAAUGCACAACAAACACCUUUUACUUUAACAAAACUCUUAAAUGAAGAACAUAACAACACAGCUUGUUUUAUUAAGAAUUGCAGAUCCUGUAAAAGUUAAUGGGAGAGAGAUGAAUGAAUUUCACACAAAUGUCCUGCGCUAAGGAUAUUAAUAAAAUAACAAGGGCUACAAAACAGCUCUCUAAAUGCUGUAUAAUGAUGCCAGUGAGGUUUCCAACAUAAACAAAUAAGAAACAUUUUAUAUGUCGUCGACAUCUUUAAACAGAAUUUGAGAAUUGACCAGAAGAUGCCACUUUCAAGUAUUAACUGGUGACUUGUGUCCAUCUGCAUCUUUGUGGAAAUUUAUUUUUGUAGCAUUCAGCAUCUUUGACCAAGUUCAGUCUGUGCUUUUGUGUUGUAAUCAAAGAAUGGAUAUUUAAUUAACAACCGGAAUCCUCCCUAAUGAUUCCCCUAUUACUCUGAACACUUAUAUCAUAAUAUUGGGUUUAGAAGAACAUGGAGAGACCGAAGCUCAUCCCUUACACAAGCCACACGUGCACCUCGUUCAGAGCUGGUUUCCAUCUUCCUCCUGACGCUGCUGGGGUAGACUCGGGACAGUUUUACAUCAUCAUUUCAAUUAACCUGCACAUCUUUAGGGAUUUACGAACAACCUCCCCCUUUCAUAAUGGCAACUUUGAAUCUCUCACCUCUUAAUCUAAAAUAUUAGAGCCCAGUUUUUCCUUGUACCUCAAACCCCACAAUCCUUGAAUGAACCGAGCAUCGAAACCUGUUCUUUAGCCUUUCCCUGGUGCCAUUAUAUCCCUGACAUAUAAAUACCAGUUGUAUAGUGCCUUUCCUAAUGUGGCUGACACGUUGAAUUGUACAUCUCUCUAACAUUUUUUUUUUUAAUUUUAUUGAUUUUAUUGUCAUCAUUCCAUACAAAUAGAUAAAUAUUUACAAAAAAUAGGAUUGAAAACAAAUAAACCUCCACCCUGAGAAAGAGAGCAUUUCCAACGGAAUAAAACUUAAGGCUAGUAAAAAUAAAUAAAUUGAUGAGAUUAAUAGGCGGAUAAAGAUAAAUGGAGAAGAAAAGGAAAUGGGAAGAGAAUCUACUUCCUCAGUGCUUUAAGAGCUUAUUCUAAAAUAUUAUUGAUUAGAUCCUGCCAGGUUUUGAAAAAGUUCUGCACAGAUCCUCUAACUGAGAAUUUGAUUUUUUCCAAUUUCAAAUAAUAUAAAACACCAGUUACCCACUGACUUAAAAGAGGACAGUUAGGAUUCUUCCAGUUUAGCAAAAUAAGUCUGCGUGCCAAUAGUGUAGUGAAGGCCAUCACAGUUUGUUUGUCCUUCUCCACUUUAAGCCCAUCUGGAAGAACACCAAACAGCUGUUAGUGGGUUAGGAGGGAUUGGGACACCAAGGCUGUCAGAAAGUCACUUAAAGAUUUUGGUCCAGAAUGAUGUUAAUUUAGCGCAGGCCCAAAACAUGUGGCCCAGUGAGGUUAGAACUUGAUUUCAGCAUUCGCAGGUUGGAUUUUGCCCUGGAAACAUUUUGGACAAUUUUAAGCGAGACAGAUGAGCUCGAUAUAUAAUUUUGAGUUGAAUAAUUGUAUGCUUUGCACAUAUGGAGCUCGAGUGAAUUCUGUGCAUUGCUCCUUUCCACUCCUUUUCUGAUAUGUUAAGUGAGAGAUCCUUUCCCUCUGUCCUCCUGGAUCUUUGAAAGGGAGGGACUGUAAAAUAAUUUUAUAUAUUGCAGAAAUGCUGUCUGAGUCCUCAAAACUGAGCAGUAUUUUUUCCAGCAUAGAGGAAGGUGGGAGAUGGGGAAAAUUGGGCAGGUUCUGUUUAACAAAGUUUCUGAUUUGAAGAUAGUGAAAGAAAUGCGUUGCUGGAAAAUUAAAUUUGGAAUGUAAUUGUUCAUAGGAUGCAAAGAUGUUGUCUAUGUAAAGAUUUCUAAGCAAUUUAAUCCCAAAUGUUUUCCAGAUAUUACAGACUGCAUAUGUUUACGAGGGUUGAAAGAGGUGGUUCUCAUGCAGAGGUGGCACAGAUAAAAGAUUCUCCAUCUUAAAAUGCUUCCUACAUUGGUUCCAUAUUCUGAGUGAGCGAAGCACAAUUGGGUUAUUAGUAUGUUGGCGAUAACUUGCAUUAAUAGGGGCACAAUGCAGGGAAUAUAAAGAAGUACUGCAGGAUUUUAUUUCUAUUGCGGACCAAGCCUGUGUGUGUUCAUCUAUUUGUGUCCAGGUUUUUAUAGCUUGUAUGUCUGCUGCCCAGUUAUAAAACUGAAAGUUAGGUAAAGCCAUGCCACCUUCUGUCUUAGGUCUUUGUAGAGUCGCUCUUUGGAUACUUGGAUGUUUUAAGUUCCAAAUAAAUGAGGUUAUUGUUGAAUCUAAUUGCUUAAAGAAUGAUUUAUUGAUGUAUAUUGGAAUGUUUUGAAAUAAAAAGAGAAGCUUAGGAAGGAUAUUCAUCUUAACAACGUUAAUUCUUCCAGCUAGAAUGAGAUGAAGGGUUGACCAUCUAUGUAAGUCUUGCUUAAUUUUUUCCAUACAGACGGCGAAAUUUUGUUGAUGAAGAGCUUUAUGUUUAAUUGUGAUAUUUACCCCAUGGUAUUUAAACUGAUCUGCUAUGGUAAAAGGCAGGGUGUCCAAUUUAAUAUUGUAUGCUUGAGAAUUCACUGGAAAGAGCACACUUUUAUUCAAAUUUCAAAUAAUUCAAAUCUUUUGAAAUUCUGCAAGUGCUGUUAAGACUGCAGGCACAGUAUUUUGUGGGUCUGAUAUAUACAAAACCAUAUAAUCUGCAUAUAGAGAAAUUUUCUGUUCAAGUCCUUCUCGGAUAAUCCCCUUUAUCUGAUAAGCAUUUUGACAGUGAACUGCCAGUGGUUCAAUGGUGAUUGCAAAUAGCAGUGGUGACAAGGGACAUCCUUGUCUGGUGCCACGUUCUAGUUUAAAGUAGUCUGAACAAAUGUUGUUAAUACAAACUGAAGCUUCUGGAUUGGUAUACAGUAGUUUGAUCCAUGCACAAAUGUUCAGGCCAAACCCAAAUUUCUCUAAUGUAGUGAAAAGGUAGUUCCAUUCAAUCAUAUCAAAUGCUUUUUCUGCAUCCAAGGAUAAUAAUGUCUCCGGGGUGUUUGACUUUGCAGGUGAAUAUAUUACAUUAAACAGGUGUCGGAGAUUGAACGCUAAGUGUCAGACUUUAAUAAAUCCAGUUUGAUCUUGUGAUAUUACUGAAGGCAACACUUUCUCCAUCCUUCUAGCUAGGACCUUGGAGAGUAUCUUAACAUCAUUAUUCAGAAGUGAAAUUGGUCUGUAUGAUGGACAUUGUAAUAAGUCCUUAUUUUGUCUAGGAAAGAUAGUGAUUAAUGCUUGGCGAAAAGUUUGAGGUAGAAUUUGAUUGUCUCUAGCUUCUGUAAAUGUUGCCAAUAAGAGGGGAGCUAGCUGAGUGGAGAAUUUCUUAUAAAAUUCGACAGGGUUGACAUCAGGGCCUGCUGCUUUCCCACUCUGAAGUGACUUACUAGCUUCUAGUAAUUCUGAUAACGCCAGAGGUUUAUCCAAUUCCACUGCAGUAAAAGUAUCUAUUUGUUGUAUCUGUAAUGUAUCCAGGCUAACAUUCUCUUUUGACGUGUGCUCACUAGACAGCUAAACGUCCCUAUUGCUCUUCUUCAGGACUUCUGACCACACACUGUCUGGUUUUAAACAGUCUCUUUCAUGAACCCUUCAUUUUGGUUUUAUCUGCAAUUUUCUUUUGUAAUGUAUAGUAGAUUAUUUACAAUUAGGCGUGGUAAAGGUGCUAUAUAAAUAAAAUAAAACACACUAUUAUUAAAAUUCACUUACAACAUUUACUUGCAUUAAGAUUACCCAAAUUUUAAUUUUAUCCAGGUGCUACCAGCCCCCCAGAGCAUAUGCAAACCUAAUGAAUAUGUCAGCUGGGAUUUUAUUCAGAAUUUGCUCUUAAGUGAAAAAGGGUGGCAAGUGUUGUGUUACACUUCUCUGCCUAUCAAAUAGUCUGCCGCUUCCAGGUUUCCACAUUUCUUCAUCUUCUGACAGAAGAGGGCAGUUUGCUUAUGCUUAUCUAGUUUGAGCCUUUAACUUUUGUUUUCUAUUUCAGCUCAGUUUUUCGAAAGUGAAAUUUGAGGAAUCAAUGCAGCACUUCUAGUACAUUUGAAUUCUCGUUUCUAUUCUGAAAAGUAAUUUGCUAUAUUCAAAUUGCUAUUUGGAGCAUUUCCUACUUUAUAUAGAACUUAUUAUCAGUGUUUUCUGGUAAUUUGGCAUCUCGUUGCUACAUUCUUUGUGCUUUCGCUCUUUACUACUACUACUACCACCGGAUUUUACAGAAUUUUAUAUUCACAAAUGGAUAUUUUAUACAUUUUUCAUUUCAUGCAUAUGCACAAUCAGGUUGUACAUUUUACUUCCAUUUUCCACUUCAGCAGUCUUACCCACAGUGGAAUGAAGAGUAAAUUAUGCGGCAUUCUUAGUGUCUUUGCAAAUUUUUCACCUUUUCUGAAGGUUUGGGGUCCCCACAGAGUCGCUGUGCUCAAGACCCCUGUACACCUGAGAUUUGUUUUCUUCUCCUCUGUUACUAUCUGGCCUUAAUUUGGAGCACUUUAAAAUAUUGUAGUCUACUGGCAUUAAAAAUCUUUAAUAAACAAAAAGUAUUACAUA